AUGCUCAAAAAUUGGGCAGUUCGGCAGCUGGCUUCAGCACUGUCUGACUAUGUGGAAGGCAUAUCCACGGAGACGGUGCAAGCAAGCCUCGGCCGGGACAUUGGCCGCCUGAACCUGACGGGGGCCAGAGUGAAUCCGCAGGCAGUCGAGCAGUACGGCCUGGAAGUGUUGCGCAGCGAGCUGAGCAUUGAUGCGGAGGUGCCCUGGCGGCACCUCAGCUCUCAGCCCACCACGCUCACGGUGUGCUCCCUCCGCCUGGAGCUGCGACUCUCGCGGAGGAAGGAUGCAACGCAGAACUCCAGCGAGGCCAAAGAAGAGCAGGUGAAGAAGCUGGAAGACGAGCUGAUGGCUAGUGCCGAGGAGGCCCAGGAGGGCGGGGGCUUCGUCUUCGGCCGCGUGGCCCGUUUGUCCCACGCCAUCCUGCGCCAGCUGCGCGUGAGCAUCGGCCGUUUGGAGGCGGUGGUGCACCAUCAGCAACCUGGCAAGGCGCCUGUGACCAUCGCGCUGGGGGAGUCCGGCCUUGAGAGCGUCGGGCCCGACUGGCAAAGCCUGCCCACGGACGAGACUGACCUCAGAAAGGUCUUGCGCCUCAGCGGCUUCGAAGCCAAGUUGGGGGGCCGCGACCUGCGGCUCUUUGGGCCGCUGGCGGUGCAAGCGCGGCUGUUGCACUCGCCGGAGCAAGCAUUGGUCAAGCUCUGGCUGGAGCUACCGCAGGAGGCAGACACGGCCUUUCAGAUCAGCCCGGAGGCACUGCAAGAGCUCCGGAGCUGGUUUGACUGGGUGGUGGCUGAGUUCUUGCAGGACAGCGGCCAGGGCCGGGAGUUGUCGGAGGCGGCGGGCCUGAGAUACGCCGCGGUGUACGGCAGCAAGCUGAAGGGCGAGCCCUUCGACGAGGAGCUGCUGGCCAAACUGGAGGCCACCGCCAGCGUGAAGUGGCUGGCCCAGUGGCGGUGCCAGAGUCGCCUUGAAGGCGGGGAAGCCGAAGCGGCCGCAGAUGGCCAUGGCCCAGAGCGGGUGGAGUCCCAGUGGCGGUCGUGGCUGCACUGGGCAAAAGGCGACACAGAGACGAAGGAGACGAAGGAGACGAAGGAGACGAAGGAGACGAAGGAGACGAAGGAGACGAAGGAGACGAAGGAGAUGAAGACGAAGGACCAAAUCCCGCCAAAAGAAGCGUGGCCUGAGGACUCGGACUUGCACUUCUCAGCGGCUCUGCUGGAUGAAGUAGUGACGGAGGAGUUGCCGGAGCUCUCCACGCCCACGAGGUUUGAAGUUGACAUGUUGAUCUCGCAGUACACCGCUCUCUGCGCUGCGUCAGGUGGCUUGUUGAAGGCUUCGGUGGGGGGCGCUGCCUUCUCCCUGGACGUGGCCACUGCGUCCGGCUCCGAGUCCGCCCGGAAGCUGUGCCUUACGGUGAAGCUGGCAUCGAUGUCCAUCUCCCUGGACGACCAGCCCCUGGUGCAGCUGCUCGAGCGGGCGGGGGCGGAGCGGGCCUCCUUCGAGCGGCAGGCCUCACAUGACAGGAGGCUGAGUCCUGGCGCUGGUCUACAGUUCCAGGUGCACGCGGACCAGCGGCCGUCCUCGCCUUUGGAUGUGGCGGUGACCUUGUUGGGGGAGCCCGUGCAGGUGGAGUUGGCGCCCAUGACGCUGCACGGCACCCUGCGGUCCAUACAGGAUGCGGUCAACGCCUGGAGGAGCCCGAUGAGCCUAGCGCCGGAAGAGGAGGAGGUCUCUGAGCCGGAAGGGCCGGACCGGCCGGACGUGGAGGAGUCUCAGGCGGUGAAGCACGCCAAAGCUGCCGCCUCGGUGGCUGGAUUGGAUGCUAUACAUCUGAGCCUCAGCGUGGAGGUCGAGGCUCCCAUCCUGCGGCUGCAAACCUGGCACGAUGGCUCCGCCUUGGAGCUGCAUCUCGGCUGCUUCUCUGCAAAGACGCUGCAGCAGGAUCGCCUUCAGUUCUCGGAGUCGGAGGGCUUGAGUAUGCUGCUACAAGAGGCUCAGUCCAUCGAUCCCCGAGCAUUUGCAGUGAUUUGUGAGCUCCGCGACACUCGCAUCAAAGUGAUGGAGCUGGGCGAACGAGAUCGAUUUGCAUAUGAGCCUUCGACAAUUGUACUGGGCGCAGCUCUGACAGGAGCUGGCAGGCAGAUUCACGCCGAGGCUUCCCGCAUGCGCUGCCACAUUGAUCCGGGGCUCUUGCACUUGAUUGGCCAACUCCAGGUGGGCCUGGACUUUGCCUUGGCCCCGUUGUCCGGCAACGUGAGGGCCCCCCCCUCGGUCCAAAGGACCACAUCGAGGCGGCGCAGGGCUUCCAUCAAGCCGGAGGGACCGCCUUUGAAGUUCAACCUCCGCACCGGCAGCUUCGAUGUCAUCUGGGAUCCAUGUGGUGGAGGCGGGUUCCACGACUCAUCCGUGAAGGGCAGAAUUGCCGGAGUGAGCUUGAAGGUGGAGACGGGCCUCCGUACCAGCGUCGUGGGCAACGCCCAGGAUGCUCACAUGGACUGUGGGGACCAGCGCUUUGUGAGUAUCAUCGGCAACUUAGACGUGCAGGCAGACUGGUCACAGCAGGCGGUGAAGUUGGUGCUGGUGGCCCCGCCGGUGGAGCUGCGCUGGUCCGCGGCCUCCGUGCGCAAGGCGCUGCUCGCCGGCGCCACGGUGCAGCGCGAGGUGCAGGUGGGCCAGUCCGAGGCGCUGCAGCGGUGCCCGCAGCAGGAGAGCGACCUUGGCAUGACCAAAGCGCUGUGGGAGCGCUUCGUGGCGGAGCGCACCGAGGAGCUGCGGGGCGCCCUGGAGGAGGCCAUCCGGGAGUUCCAGGAGCCCACGGGACUCCCGAGGACCAUCCAGGUCACCAUCCAGAGCCGCGAGCUGCGUGCAGUGCUGCUGCGGCCAUCGGGGGAUGCUGGCCAAACAGUGGAGGUGCAGGCCACCAUGCGCGGCCUGGAGUGCGAUGUGCAGCGGGGCGAGGGCCUGUUGGUGAGGACCACCUUGACCAGCCUGGAGGUGUGGCUUUGUGAGCGCUUGCUGCUGGCGCCACGGCAAGCAGAUUUGCCACUACUGCAGGCCCAGCUGACGCGGGGUCCACAGGGGACCUCACAGUCGCAAGCCUAUGACCUGCACGUGGCCUGGGCCCAGAUUGCCUUGGUCUACCGGCAGCGAGACUUCGAGCGCAUCGCGGGGCUGUGCCACGAGGAAGUCACCAGCGCAGCCAAGCACACCCAUUCAGAGCCCAAGUCAGAGGCGGUGUCCAGUCAGGAUGCGCUUCCAGAAGUGGCGCAAGGCAGCCAGGAGUCAGAAAAGGCCAGGAAGUUUCAACUGACUUAUUGCUUUGACAUCGAUGCUCCGCUGCUCUUCCUUCCGGCAAGUUCUGGCAAGAAAUGUGAUGCUGACCGCAGUUCCACCGGUGGUCUGAGUACUGAUGCUGAUGCAGUGCAGAGCUCUCAGCGUAAUUUCCAUCCACUUCCUGACGAAGGUUUUUUGGUUCUGGAUUUGGGGAACUGCUUGGUCGAGUCUGACCUCGCGAACGCGGGUUCGGUGAAGAUUUCGAUGAAGCGGCUCCAGGUCUUCUUUGCGGCGUCUUCGGACCAAGAUCCCGCGCAGACCUGGCAUCAGGUGCUGCGGCCCGUCACUGCCGACGUGGAGGUCAACAGCUCCAAGGAUUCAUUGGACAUUCACGUCAUCGCACCUCUUUCACUUUUGGAGAGAGCCACGUCGGACAGAUCCUGCCACUCCAUAUCUGACGUGUCACCAAUCGCUUGCGGAGACCCACUGACCGGUGAAUAUCGAACUCCUCCACACUUCAGAUUGACACGGGGGCAUGCCACCCAAUUCUUCGACGUCUUGUAUCUGAACUUCAGCUAUGCCUCUGCAGACGAGGUGGAUGCUCUGCGGGAGGCCCUGAAAGUGCGGCUACAACAGCAGCUGGAGGAGCUGCCGGUGUCGGGCCGGGGCUUCAGCUUCACUUUGGAGUGGACGGGGGCGCUGCUGGUGGAGGCAGGGUUCACCCACACUACGCCCUUGGCGCGCCUGGAGAUCAUGAACGGCCGCUUCCAGUACAGGAGGCCCACUUCUCAGGGCGAGGCUGUGAGCCGGUACAUUGACUUCAGCUGCCAGGGGGGCUGCGUCAAAGACACCCGUGACUUCCAGGGCAGCAAGCUGGGCAUGCUGAUCGACCUGCCCAACCAGGAGAAGCCCGGCCUGGAGGUGGCAACCAUCAUGCCGCCGGAGCAAACCGACCCCAUGCAGCUUACAGUGGAGUUGCGCCAGCCUAACGUUUGGCUGCUGCCCCAGCUUUGGAUGGACUUGCUGACCUGGGCGCUGUCCAUCUACCAGCAGACAGCGCAAGCCAACGCGGUCGAGGGCAGCGUCAGUGAAGAGGUCUCCAGGACUCAGCAGAUGAAGGUCAUUGUGUCAGAUGGUGCGGUUCGUUUGCCAAUCGCUUGGGCUGCCCCUGCUGAGCACUUUGCACUGAUGGGGGACGUGAUUUUGUCCAUCAACACGGAGGGCAGCAAGAUGUGCUUCGACCCCAUUUCUCUUCCCAAUGCGAGCCUGAUCCGGGUGUCCGUGUCUGACAGCCUGAGCAACUGCCACAACCGACUCCUCUGUGAGAAGGUGGUCUUUUUUGCCAAGGUGAUCUCGGAGAAGCAGGUGGCUGCAGGCACCCGGAUCAGCAUGUACUGCGCAGAGCUGGUGAAGCUGCAGCGCUUCCAGGUCCGCAUCACUUUGCAGGACGUGCUGGAGCUGUCGGACAUGCUGCAGGCCAUGGCUCUCAUGGAGGCAGAGAGCGUGGAGCCCCAGGAGGAGAUCCGAUCGCGAGAUCCCUUGUCCCUGGUUCAGCCACAGAAGAUGAGCGUGGCCACUUCCGUGGAGCUGGACGGUAUGGAUUUGCAGGUCAUGGCACCACGCCCGGUACUGGAGUUUGCCCUGGGCUGCCCUCUGACGCAGGUGCACCUGUCCUGGGUGCGGGGGGAGACGCCGAUGGGCUCUGUGCGCCUGGAGCGCUUCUGGCUGCGGCUGAAGGCCCUCAACGAGCGCCUGGCCGCCUGGGAGCCGAUUUUGGGCGACGCGGUCUGGAACUUGGACUUCCUGUGCCGCCGCACCCGCGACCGGCCGGAGGCGGUGGCGGAGGUGUACGCGGCGCCGGUGUCAGCCAUCCAGGUGGCCGUGACGGUGCCGGUGAUCCGCGCCUGCGCGCGGCUGCUCCAGUCCUACGGGGACGCCGUGGAUGCAGCCCAGGAGGCCAAGGAGCGGCGCAAGCCGCAGCCCUCCGCGCGGGCGGAGACCACCGUGAAGAAAUUUGAGGAUGAAGUGGUUGGCAUUAACUUGACGGGCCUGCGCUGCAUUGCUUCAAAGGUGGCGGACCUGGACUCCUUCCUCUCCGCGGACCGGGGCUCGGCGUUCACCACCUGCCUGGGCUCCAAGCCGGUGGGCCUGGAUCGCCUGGUGGACGCCAACCGGAAGCUGAAGAUCCAACUGCUGGGCCUGGAAGGGUGUCCCAUCAAGUCCAUCUCGGUGCGUGCUGGUGCAACGGAGUUCUGGAACACGAGCGGUGGUCGGCUCCUGGUGCAGGUCAUGGUGCCACGCCCGCCUCAGAUGCUGGUGCUCAUCACGUCGCCCCUUGUGCUGGUGAACCGCACGCUCCUGGAUGAUCUGGAAGUGAAGCUUCUGGGUGUGCCCAACUUGGCUGUGGAGGCCAGCCUGUGGCCGCCCUUCUGCAUGCCCUCCCAGCUGCUGGAUGCGCGAAACGGCAGCCAGCUGGAGGCGUCGGCUUCGGCCGAGUCCUGGACGGCGGAAUCCUCGGAGUAUGUGAACUCCCACACCCUGCUGCUGCCCUCGAACUUCAUCUUGGCUAUUCCCCCCCAGGCCCUUCGGCCGGAGGCUUGCUUCCAGCUGCGGCCCUGCCCAAGCUCGGUCGGGGGUAUGAACUUCUCCUUCGGUGCCCCUGUCCACCCUACAGCUGUGCUGCAGAUGGAGGACGCUUAUGCUGUCUACUCCAGGUCUGCUUGUUCUGAGGUGAGCAUGCCUGCGCAUGGGCUGCGACUCACGGUGGAGGAGAGGUUGGACAUGUGCAAGCUAGAAAUUCAGGCACCCUUCAGCCUCUGCAACGCCACUCCAGUUGAGCUUUGCUGCCACCUUUGCUGGUCCAACGAUGGCUCCUGGGAACCACAGAAGUUGGAGGACAGGAAGGACAGAUGUGACGCGCAGGAGACUUUGCACAUUUGCGAUGGGUACGGGGGUGUUUGGGAUGUGCCUGAGAACGGCUUUGCGUAUGUGGCGCCCCUGCGUAGCCAGGGCAGCUUUCAAUGGUGGACCAGCUCCAGGAAGGAGCGGCAAGACUGUCAUAGGAGCACCAACUUCCUGCAGGUGAAGCGUGACGGGCAGCGGAUCUUCUGGCAGUUCUGCCAGGCCAGGCGUGGGCUGUCGAGCCACCGGCCUCUGCGCCUGGCGCCAGGGGAUGAGGUGCCCAUCUACGAGCUGCCGGAGCAGUUCGGCUCGGCCCCGUCCGGGGGAGUGCUGCGACAGUCCCUGCACCGGAACGAGCGGAGUCUCCCGCCCCUGCUGCUGUCAGUGGCCUUGUCGGAUCGGAGCGGUCGGAUGUCCGCAUGGUCACCCCCGACACCAGUUCUGGUGGACGGACAGAUGGUUCCCGUGCCCAUGGACCUAAGCCCGCUGUGGCUUAGGUGCGCCAGGCAAACUGGGCAGUGCAAGGCCAAGAUCUACGGGAAUUGCUGGUUCAACGAUGCCACGGGCCUAGAUGUAGUCCUCAUCCGCCACAAGGAGGUCGCGCCCGUCUACAAUAACCUGGCCGUGAUCGAUGAUGAGGCGUGGGGUGGUGGUGAGGACGAGGCCAGCCCGUUCCAGGUCGUGCUGAACCGCACCUGCCAGCCCGUGCCUUUGCCCUUUGUAAACCUGGGCCAGUCCGCCAAAGUGCGACUCUCCGAGAUCCACGACUGCAUCUUGCGGUCCGAGCCUAUCAGCGCCUCCAGUUCCCACGGGGUGAGCUCCACCUUGCUCACGCUCAUGCCGGCACUGCUGGCCUUCAACCGCCUGGACUGUGAGGUGGGCGUGCGGCAGGAGGGCACGGCUCGGGUCAUUUGGCUGGAAGCCCAGACUGGGUGCUCGGCCAUCUACUGGGUACAAGAGCGGCCCAGGAGGCUGCAGGCGGCGGUGCGCAAGAGAGGCGGCAGGGAGCCAGACGCCUGGUCUGCAUCAUUUGAUGUGUCUGAACAUGGCAUUGGGUGCUUUCCUGUUCGGCUGCAAGACGCGGAGCUGAAGGAGUUUCUUCUGUGUCUUCAAGUCGAGCAGUGCUCUGGCCAGCUCAUGACGCUCACCGCAGCAGGACCCUCUGCGUGCCACCAGCUCGUCAACCGCCACCCUUGCUUAGUCGUUGACGGUUCCUUUGUGGACAGUACGAUGGAAUUUUCCUCGCGCUUUGUGGCGGUGCACGGGGCAAAGGUAGCUUUCGGCUUCCCCGGAGUGCUUCGAUUUGGCAUGGAUCGGCGUGUGGUGCUUAUCCUCGGGGACAUCAGCAGCCGGAGCUCGGCGUCGGUGGAACUCCAGCUGGGGCGUCCGAGCAACCAGGUCGUGGAGGCGUCCCAUCUACAGUUCCCGGUAGCUGUCCGACUCGACAUCGUUCAGCGUGUCGCCCACAUCACAGUGUCACCAGUUGGCUUCCUGGUGGGAUUUGAGGGUAGUGACUCCCUUUCUUGGACCUUUCAGAUGGACGUCCGGAUCCCUGCACUGGACGUGGGCAUCAAGGCCAGCCACUCUCCCUUCGGGGAGACCUUCCGCAUUCACCUGAAGGACCUCCACCUGCGGAUCAACCAGAGCGAUGGCAAGAGGGAGACAGUCUGCGAGCUCGCGGGCCUGCAGGUAGACCACGACCGCAAAAUGCCCAAGAAGAAUGGGCGCAUCCAAACGGUGGUCUUGGCAUCUCUGGACCAGGGUCAGCCCUGGCGUCUGAGGAUCCAGAGGGAGAAGCUGAACGAGAGCGACAUCAUCUUGAGCUCCGUGAGUCUGCAGUUCUUCCCCUCCCCAGCCACCGAGGGGGUGGUCUUGGAGUGCAGCGCCUCCGAGGAGUUGAUCCGCGAGAUCAAGGCCUUUGUGCAGGAGGCCACCCCGCCGCAGCUGGAGGGCCAGUGCCUCUUCCACGUGGCCCGCACCGCGGGGUUGCCCUAUCACAGCCUGGUGACCUCAGUGCCGCGCCCGGCGCGGAAGUACGUGCUCAGGAACUUCCAGUGCAGCGAGCUGAAGAUCGGCCUGUGGUGCAGCUUGACCAGCGCCAGCCUCCCAAGCUAUGCGGUGGCCAUGCUCACCUUAAGCAGCUUCUCUCACACCUUGGACAUUGACGGGGCCCGGGUCAAGCUUGCAGGUCAAAGCUUCUUCCAUGCCCAGCCCUUUGAAGGCACCAUGGAGGCCCUGGCCAACGUCAUCGUGGAGCGUUACAAGCCAUGCGUAGCCGCCUCCUGGCGUUCCGUGGUGAACAACUCCAACGUGGUCCUUGGGGGCCUCUUCAGCCGCCACCUUUGGGCGCCGCGUCAGCGCAGCAACACCUUGCCCACCCAACUCUUGCUCUCCGUGCGCAAUGGGGUGGUGCUAUUCAGGUCCGAGAAGAACGAGCGGGUCAAUGAGCGGGCCACUGAGAGAUUGGAGGACACCGUCCAGGUGUGCAAGAAGGCCACGGAGGCUCCGCUGGAUGAGGAAACCUUCCAACAGGUUUUGCGGAGUGGCGACAUCAGGGCCAUCGAAACAUUUCUCAGGCGCCUCAUCGCAAUGAUUGGAGCUCGGGUUGGGAACGAGCAGCAGCUGACGCUCUACGCCAAGUCAUUGCUAGGCCCUAAGUCGGCGCGGCUGGACGAUGUAGCAGAUUACGUGUCUUCUGGCAAAUGCAGCUGGGUCGCGCCUUCUUAG
This is a messenger RNA of Effrenium voratum, 8898 nucleotides long. Lineage: Eukaryota; Dinophyceae; Suessiales; Symbiodiniaceae. The record is from the annotation of a GenBank genome assembly.